ACAUUGAUUGAGACUCACUACUACUCCUACUUCACAUAUAAAUGCAUACAAUUGAGGAGAGGAGGAGUGGUUUUCAGUAACUUUUUUAGAUUGUUGGAAUUCAGAAACCAACUACAGUCUACUCAUAGUCAUACAUGUUUGAUCUCAAUCUGAACAACUGCGAUGGGCGGUCGGUGGAAUCCAGGUCUAGCAACGACGACACGUGCUCCUCUGCCCUCGUGACUCGAGACCUGUUCCCGGUGCAAGUGCAAGCGAGGAAGGGGCGGCGUGGGCCGAGGUCUCGAAGCUCUCAGUAUAGAGGCGUCACUUUUUACCGAAGGACUGGCAGAUGGGAGUCUCAUAUAUGGGACUGCGGGAAACAAGUUUAUUUGGGUGGAUUUGAUACAGCUCUGGCUGCUGCUAGAGCUUAUGAUAGAGCUGCAAUUAAGUUCCGAGGUGUUGAAGCUGAUAUUAACUUUAAUCUCACUGAUUAUGCUGAUAUGAAUCAGGUGAUGAAUCUGCCCAAAGAAGAAUUUGUGCAGAUGCUUCGUCGCCAGAGCAGUGGAGUUGCAAGAGGGGGCUCUAAAAUUAGAGGAGUCGCAUUCCAAAAAGGUGGACGUUGGGAGGCUCCAACGGGGGAGUUUCUUGGGAAGAAGUAUGAGAAGGCAGCCAUCGUGUGCAAUGGAAGUGACACUGUCACCAGCUUUGGGACGAGCAAAAACAACAGUGAGGAAGGCUUUGAACUGCACAAUGGAGGUAGCCAACAUGAUCUUAAUCUAAAUUUGGGGAUGUCUCUAUCUUCUUCAAAGAAGGGUGGAUGUUUGGAUUCUUUAAAGCUCCAUCAUGAUGCUCAAACCACAAGAACAUCGAUGUUUCUGCAGCUACACGGGGGAAACUCUGCUGCCUCAGACAUUGUGUCUAACCUUCCACUCAGAGGAGUACCAGUAACAUCACAACAUCCUAUUUUGUACAAUGGUGUGGAUCCUCGGUUUGUUCCCAACAAUGAGGAAAGGGAAAGAAGUGCUCAACUGGAACUGGGAAACUUGGCUUGGAGAAUGAACGGGCACGAUCAAACGGCUGCUGCAGCAUCAUCAGGAUUCUCAUCACCAGCUCCUUCCGGUCCUGCUUCUCCAGUUCCAUACGAUUAUGCGAACCCAUUUGCAUAUUACUCUUGGUUGAAGCCAUAUCUGCCACCAUCUUAGUCUUAAUGUGGAUGCCAUGUAGUAAUAGGGGAUCAUCGUCUUUUUUGCUCUUUUUUUCUAGUUUUUUCUUUUAUUUCAAAGUAAAGAGGUUUAUACUGUAGAGGUGCUACCAUAGAUCAGUGGCAGACGUAGAAAACAAAUAUCGAGGAGCUACACAACUUACAGCCUAUACUAUUUAAUUUAUUUGAUGUAUAUAUGUGGCAGAUGGCCAUCACUCUUUUAGUAUUCUAUAUGUAAGGUUCGACUUAAUAUUCUA
Messenger RNA from Salvia hispanica, 1437 nucleotides. Its product is annotated as APETALA2-like protein 1. The record is from RefSeq and is a predicted model, not a curated record. Gene Ontology annotation, molecular function: DNA-binding transcription factor activity; DNA binding. NCBI's taxonomy places the organism in Eukaryota, Viridiplantae, Streptophyta, Magnoliopsida, Lamiales, Lamiaceae. Gene Ontology annotation, biological process: regulation of DNA-templated transcription.